Molecule: messenger RNA, 813 nt
Organism: Aspergillus fijiensis CBS 313.89
Lineage: Eukaryota; Fungi; Ascomycota; Eurotiomycetes; Eurotiales; Aspergillaceae
Product: molybdenum cofactor biosynthesis F family protein
Exons: 1
Coding region: 1-813 (270 amino acids)
Source: RefSeq, a predicted model, not a curated record
AUGCCCGCCACCACUGAAACCCCCGGCCAUAUCCCUGUCUCCGAAUGGCCCAACCUCGAGGCUCUCGCUGUCGGCUACGACGAGCAUCUGAUGAGUGCGUGUGGAAGACUCACCGGGCAAACGCUCACUCUGGUUUUCCCCAAAGCCCCACGUGUCGCGCACCGCUUCCUCAACGAUCACACCCUGGAGUGGGAGGUCCUGUCCACCAACCAGCGGGGGCACGCCGAGUACCAAGCCUUCGAAGUCCGACCCAAUAUAUUCUUCGUCGACCUUUACAAACCGGACUAUGAGGAACAGGUCACUUUGGUGCUGAAUCAGACCACCGGUCAAGCCGUCGUUGCACUCUCCGGCUUUCACACUGUCAACGGGACCAAAAGGACAUACACGACGUUCUCCGAUGCCGCUCUCGACGGGAUGGACGGCGCUCGCCCUUUUGAGCUCACGGAAGAUCUGAUUGGAAAGCACAUCCUCUACCGCUAUACCUCGCGGGACGCGUACGAGCAUGUGUACUUGAACCAAGGCACAUUCACGUGGCAUUGCCUGACCGGAACGGAGAAAGGGCUGGCAGAUACCGAGCCGUGCAAGAUGCUCAAGUUGAGAGAGAAGUUGUAUCUCCUGUUUUGGAGUGAGAAAGUCAUGCCGGUCGAAUCCGUGGUGGUGGUAGAUCUGGAGCAGAUGCGGUCCACGGGGCGAUUCUUCUGCUGGGAUCCAAAGCCGGCGAAAUUGGUGCAGAUGCGGUUCGGAUCGUAUGCGACGGUGUUGGCCGAGACGGAUGCCACGCGGGUUGUGCAGUCGAAGACAAGUCACCUUUGA